Vitis vinifera (wine grape) is the source of this 2241-nucleotide messenger RNA. RefSeq names its product receptor-like protein 8. Lineage: Eukaryota; Viridiplantae; Streptophyta; Magnoliopsida; Vitales; Vitaceae. Gene Ontology annotation, molecular function: protein binding. The record is from RefSeq and is a predicted model, not a curated record.
CAAGCUUAAAAACAUUGGAGGUCUUGAACAUCAGUAGUAAUGAGUUUGACAACAAUAUAAUAGGAUCGUUGAAGGCGAUAACAUCCCUUAAAAGUUUGGUUAUGCGGAAAAUAGGCUUAUAUGGAUCUUUUCCCAUUAGAGAAUUAGCAAGUUUGAGAGACUUAGAAAUAUUGGAUUUGCGCCACAAUGUCUUGGAGGGCUUCCGAUCAUCAACACAAGAUUUGGAAGCUUUCAGCAAUUUGGAGAUCUUAAAUUUGAGGCUGAAUUGUUUGACUGGGAGUGUUCCUUCAUCUAUACGGGCCUUAUCUUCUCUCAAGGUUUUAUCAUUAUCUAAUAAUCGGCUCAACAGCUCCUUAUCCAUUCAAGGCUUAUGUGAACUGAAGAAGCUUGAGGAGUUAGAUCUCAGUCUAAACUCCUUUGAAGGAAUACUUCCACCAUGUUUGAACAAUUUGACAUCUCUGAGAUUAUUGGAUCUCUCUCAAAACCUACUCACAGGAAGCAUCUCUUCUUCUUUGAUCGCCGGCCUCUCAUCCCUUGUAUAUAUCGAUCUGAGUCAUAAUCAUUUUGAAGGUUCAUUCUCAUUCAGCUCAUUUGCUAAUCACUCUAAGCUAGAGGUGGUUGAAUUUACAAAUGACAACAACAAAUUUGAGAUUGAAACUGAACAUUCAACUUGGGUUCCUAUGUUUCAAUUGAAGGUUCUGAUAAUAUCAAACUGUAGCCUUAAUAAGCUCACUGGUGGUAUUCCUAAGUUCCUUCAGUACCAAUACAGUCUGACAGUAGUCGUUCUCUCUCUCAAUAACUUGUCUGGAAGCUUCCCCUAUUGGUUGCUUGAGAACAAUAGAGACUUAAAGUUUCUAAACCUAAGGCAUAACUCUUUCAUGGGUCAAAUUCACCUGACAUGUUGCCCCAAUAUCUAUUUGGAUUGGAUGGAUAUCUCAGAUAAUCUGUUCAAUGGGCAGCUUCAAGAAAAUAUAGUGCAGAUGAUUCCUCAGUUAAGCCAUCUAAAUCUAUCAAAUAAUGGCUUUGAAGGUAAUAUCCUAUCAUUGAUAGUUCAAAUGAGUAACUUAAAGGAAUUGGAUGUGUCUGGUAAUGAUUUCUCAGGAGAAGUACCAAAGCAAUUUGUUGGUGGUUGUCAUAAUCUGAAGGUUUUGAAAUUGUCGAAUAAUGGAUUUCGUGGCCAAAUAUUUUCAGAAUACUUUAACUUGACAGGAUUAGAGUAUUUGCAUUUGGACAAUAAUGAGUUUUCAGGGACUCUCUCAGAUGUAAUCACCAGAAGCCCUUUAAGUUUGCUGGACAUCCGCAACAACUACAUGUCUGGUGAGAUGCCGAACUGGAUAGGUAACAUGACUUUGAGGACGCUGGCCAUGGGGAACAACAGCUUUAAAGGUCAGUUACCAUGUGAAGUAGUUGCACUCAAGUUUUUUGACAUAUCUCAUAAUGCUCUUUCAGGUUCUCUUCCUUCUUGUGAGAAACCACAGUUUUUAGAGCAUAUACAUUUGCAAGGAAACAGGUUUACAGGAGCAAUACCGGAAGAUUUUCUCAACUCCUUAUCUCUAUUGACCUUGGACAUUAGAGAUAAGCUUGAUGGAAGCAUUCCCAAGUCAAUUGUGGCACUUUCCAACCUAAGAAUUCUUCUGCUUGGAGGAAACCAUUUAAGUGGCCUGAUUCCAAAUCACCUAUGCCAAUUGACCAAAAUAAGUUUGAUGGAUCUAUCGAACAACUCUUUUUCUGGGUCAAUCCCUAGGUGUUUGGGGCAUUGCCAAUUUGGGGAGACAACCACCAGUGACAAUGUGUUUGCGCCAUCAACUCAGUUUGGUUUCGGGAAUGGAAUCCAUAUAUAUGCAGGUUACCUAGAGAGAUAUUUCUACAUCAAUGGUGAUAUAUAUGAUGAACAAGAUGAAGUUGAGUUUGUAACAAAAUACAGAUUCAAGAAUAGGUCUUGAUUGAGCUUGGUGUGGACUCCAAGUGUGCUUCAAAAGAAGGUGUACAACUGAAGUUGGAAGGUGCUAGUCAAGUAAUCUGAGAAGGAUUGGUAUACUUGAGCUAAGUAAAACCUUGUACUUAGAUGGUUUUUAUUCAUUAUGGAUGCUCUUGGUCACUUGUAAGCCUAUGUUUUUUUUUUAUCUCUUCAGAGAUUUUCCAUAUCAAAUCAUGGUGUAAUUUCCUUACUCUCUCUAUCUCUUCAUUAGUUAAUUUUUUUUAAUGAUUAUCUUGGCUAAAGAAAUUGCCUUGUUUCGAUGA